This is a messenger RNA of Aspergillus novofumigatus IBT 16806, 971 nucleotides long. Its product is annotated as histidine phosphatase family protein. NCBI's taxonomy places the organism in Eukaryota, Fungi, Ascomycota, Eurotiomycetes, Eurotiales, Aspergillaceae. Gene Ontology annotation, biological process: ribose phosphate biosynthetic process. The record is from RefSeq and is a predicted model, not a curated record. Gene Ontology annotation, molecular function: sedoheptulose-bisphosphatase activity. The coding region runs from base 114 to 839 and encodes 241 amino acids. The transcript is spliced from 4 exons.
CACCCGCAGCGCAAUCUUGAAUUUCCCACUUACUAUGUACUUUCUGUUCUGUCGCUACCACCGUUAAUACAAUUAAGCAUCGUACACUGCUGCCAAACACUACAAGGGGAAAAAUGACACCCCGUUGCUUCAUUGUCCGUCACGGCGAGACAGAAUGGUCCCUUAACGGGCGGCACACCGGCACCACCGACUUGCCGCUUACAGCAAACGGCGAGAAACGGAUCAAGGCAACGGGCAAAGCACUGGUCGGCAAUGACCGACUGAUAGCUCCGAAGAAGCUGGUGCAUGUCUACGUAUCUCCACGCACCCGCGCCCAACGUACCCUCGAGCUCCUCGAAAUCGGCUGCAAAGAGAGACUCCCAUGGACCGAGACCAGAAAAUCAGAAGAGGAGGAACCCAUCCGCACGGAAGCCAAGGUGGAAAUCACCGACGCGAUCCGGGAAUGGGACUAUGGCGAUUAUGAAGGAUUGACGAGUAAGCAGAUCACAGAGCUGCGGGAGAAGAAUGGGCAGGGGCCGUGGGAUAUCUGGAGGGACGGAUGUCCAGGUGGAGAAUCCCCGGAAGACGUCAUCCGUCGACUUGAUGCCUUGAUCGCUGAGAUCAGGAAAAAAUACCACAGUAAAUGCUUCGAGAGCUCGUCAGGCGGCAAAGGGGACGUUCUGAUCGUCGCACACGGCCAUAUUCUGCGCGCAUUUGCCAUGCGCUGGACCGGAAAGCCACUCUCGGAGACGACCCUGAUUCUGGAAGCUGGCGGAGUCGGUACUUUGAGUUACGAACACCACAAUAUCCACGAACCGGCGAUCAUCCUCGGUACUGCCGGUUUCGUCGUAGAAGGGUAGGGUCGUGACUCAGAUCUCCCCACAGGGCACAAGACAUCUGCCUCGGUCAGCAUACCCCAACAGACAAUAUAGAUAGCGAAUCCUAGAUAUAAACCGCAUCAUAGCAUCCUGCAAUGCCAUCCAAGAGUCUAC